GGAGCAUCUGGACGCGGACACGGAUGCACAGCUUGAGUGGGGCACACUGGUCUGCACAUUCAGGGCAACCGCGCCCAUGUCGGUUUCUGGACCUCCUUUUGACUUGCACCAUUUACCAAGUUGAACAAGUCAUCAACAACAAGCUUGUGCACCACGUCGAUUUUGGUCCGCAGCUCUGGCAGGUCACAAAUGACUAUGUGCUAAGAUCUCUCUUCACCUUCAUCCUCAUUCGCUUGUCAGUACUGCAUCUCCUUCACAGGGCGCCAGGCGCCAUGGGACCAAGAGAAGCAUGGUACAAGAACAUCAUUCCAUUCUCGCAGUCUCACGGACCACAACGCUUCUUCCGGGCCGGACGGCAAAGUGAAGAGGAUGUCGCCUCAGAACUUCUGGCAGACGAUCCACUGAAUCCCUCCUUUCGGGAAGAAUACGAUCUUACUGAGGCUGUCAACGGACCAGCGUCUACGUCCUCCACGUGGAAACGGCCUUCCCAAACACUCUCCCUACGAUCCACAUACUGUUGGCUCGCGGUUGCAGCCAUAUUGUUGCUAUCCGCAGUAGCCUUUGCGUGGCAUCGAUGGUUAUCAAGCCCCGUAGAGGGCCUGGAUCGUGGGCUCCUGCCAUGCGGCCCACACGCCUCUUAUGCGGUCAACAACCACACCUGCACCAGUGGGGAUUUUCUAUGCCCCGUCGUUGAUUCUCGUAGGACCCUUCGCUGCGGGGAGUCUUGCUACUUGCCCACAGCUUACAGGUGCGUCAACAAUGAGUUGUCGCCGAUCACCACUAGUGCCUCUGACAGCAAUGGCCAAGGUGCAGCAAACAGCACAGUGGCCUGCGACUCAAAAUACCUUCACCUGAGCGAUGGUUUAUCCGAGAAUUAUUUCCUCUCCGAUUGCGGCAGCUCGAGCCAAGUGGUUGUGACCAGCCCGCUGCCCAAACAACAACGUGACCUUGGCAGCUCUCGACUUCUAGUCGCCUGGGCCGCUGGCAACAGUGGCUUCGUCAUGUAUUUCAAGCCACAGAGUCGUCCCAGAGACUCGGCGUCUAUGCGGCUGCGAGCGAAUCCCGGUCUUAACCGUACUCUUGAGCCACUGGUCAGUGGUGUGUCUGCCACGCUCGAGCUGGACGUGCCAACCAAGCUCGGUACAGUGAUUCUCGGCAGUAUCCGUUCCCUGCGCGAUUUCAUCGAGGGUGGUCGUUCGUUGGAUGACGAUGUCCAGAGUGGUCUCCACUACCAGCCUUUGGCUGCCGGCGGCGUAUUGAUCACUCGGCAGUGGCUGGAUCGGACAACGGAGACAUUCGUCACGAUUCGUCCCAGCGAGGGUAAUGAGGAUCAUAUAUCAGUAAGAAAAGGAGAUGUCACUCUACCGAGCGGCAGAUAUGAUCUACAGGCAUGGCACAACUACCCAUUCGUGGAAAACUUGGCAUCCGAUCUAGUGUUCAAAGCUCUGGACCAGAGUCCGUCGCAAGCUCCAGCUAGCGAUGCGGCUUCACUCUCCAUCUUGUCAUAUGGUGACAAGGUGGUCGCUGGCGCAUGGAAAUUCCUUACGUACUUUGGUCGCGACAGCCUCUUAUCGCUGCUUUUACUCCGGCCUGUAUUACAGGAGGGUCGAGGCAGCAUAGUUGAGGUGAUUCUCAGUGCUGCGAUCGAGCGAAUCAACACCGGAGAUGGCAGCGUCUGCCAUGAGGAAGUGGUCGGAGAUUAUGCUAGCCUGCUGCAUAAGCGACAAGGGGCAGUGUCCAACGAGCCUCUCUGCGACUACAAGAUGAUAGAUACAGACUAUCUACUAAUGAUAGCAUUGGAGGCUUACCUGGUGAGGUCGAAGAUUGGUAGAGGCCGAGCCAAGGACUUCCUCGCGACCACAGCCGAUUUCCUCGCGUCGAACGAGGGUGCGACAUACGGCGCUCUUGUCCAGAAGACAAUGGGCAAGAUCUUGCAGGCUACCGCCGCUUUCGAGCAGGAGCCAAUUCAAAGCAACCUCAUUCACCUACAUGAGAAAGAAGCUGUCGGGCAAUGGCGGGACAGCAGCGAUGGCCUGGGCGGGGGACGAACUCCAUAUGAUGUCAAUACUGCCCUUGUGCCGGCUGCUUUGAGAGCCAUCAGCUCGUUCUACGAGCACAACAUUCUUUCAGCCACGGCCCAAGAAGCCGGGUCUGUUUCGCGAAGAGCACAGUUUUGGGAAGACAACUCGCUUCAUUUCUUUGAAGUCGACAUCCUGCCGGAGAAAGCCAAUGCUCUGCUCGACGAAUACGUCAGUCGCAAUGACUACACGGGGCCAAAGACAAUAUCAAGACCGACAAGUAAUGUGAGAUUCCACGGAGUGGCAUUGCAGGCAGGCGGGCAGGGCUCGGUCGUGCCAGUCAUGAACAUAGACGACUGUUUUCGCCUCUUUCUCCUUGAUACCACCGACGACGAGCAGCUGUCAAAGUUCUUGCAGCAAACGGCAGACAACAUUCUAGCCCCUUUUCCUUUAGGCUUGUCAACGCCACUGGGUCUUGUAGUGUCCAAUCCAGCAUACUCGAGUGGCCCAGGACCAGCACGAGCCCUCACGACCGGAGCAUACCACGGGACCGUCAUCUGGAGCUGGCAGCUUGCCAUGCUGGCCGCUGGACUCGAACGCCAGUUGAACAGAUGUGAUAACGAGACACUGGGGUUUUGUAAGAACCGCGAGCUUCGCCAGCACGUGGAAAACGCAUACCACCACCUAUGGGAUCUCGUCGAUGCGAAUCGCGAGCAUGCUAACGAGGAAGUGUGGAGUUGGACUUAUGGUCCGGGAGAGGAGUUUCAUUAUGCACCUCUAGGCACACUCCCCAGUCCAGGUGGUGAGGCAGCUGUGGAGAGCAAUAUCCAGCAACUUUGGAGCUUGGCAUUUCUCGCAAUUCAACGGAACCGCAACUUUCCGCGAGCCAUGAGCCCACGCACAGCGGCCUUCGAUACGGUCGAGCUCCUGCUUUGA
This is a messenger RNA of Microdochium trichocladiopsis, 2954 nucleotides long. RefSeq lists its product as uncharacterized. Gene Ontology annotation, molecular function: carbohydrate binding. Lineage: Eukaryota; Fungi; Ascomycota; Sordariomycetes; Xylariales; Microdochiaceae. The record is from RefSeq and is a predicted model, not a curated record. The coding region runs from base 24 to 2954 and encodes 976 amino acids. The transcript is spliced from 4 exons.